Molecule: messenger RNA, 631 nt
Organism: Gamsiella multidivaricata
Lineage: Eukaryota; Fungi; Mortierellomycota; Mortierellomycetes; Mortierellales; Mortierellaceae
Exons: 5
Coding region: 104-511 (135 amino acids)
Molecular function (GO): protein binding
Source: RefSeq, a predicted model, not a curated record
GCACAUAUCAACAACCUCCCGAUCGACAGCAAAAGGGCUUGCCAGCUUUUAGACGGUGACGAGUUAGGCCUCAUAGUUCCCGAGGAUCGACCUGAGCUCUGCGAUGGGGUAUAAGGUGACGAUAUUCCAAAAGACAGACGAAGAUGGAGAUCCUACUCGCAGACGAUACCGUGACCAUGAUAUCAAACUACGACAUGCCCGAGAAAGGUCUCCAAGGCCACAGACAGAGUGCGAUGUUGUCUGCAACCAUUCUAUUGUGAGCCGUAAACAGGCCAUCAUCGAAUGGGAUGCGGAAGAGCAAAAGGCUUACUUGAGAAACUGUAGUCAGAAUGGCACCAAAGUCAAUGGUGCUACACUCGAAGGUCGCCUGCAGCUUCGUUCUGGGGACAAAAUCACCUUGGCCAAUUAUGUUAGACCUCAAAAUCCUGAAGACUACACACGCGGGUUCGAGAUUGAACUAUUGCCCAUAGAAACGAUGCCGCGCAUCAAGCGUUCUAAGGAGAAUCCAUAAUUCCACAAGGACAAACCGUUUUAAUAGAACAUUAUUGCCACGAGUAAUACCAAAAACCACGCGAUAUUAUUAUUACGAGUAGGAAGAAGCAGAGAAAGAUAUGUUGAUAAAUUAGUUGGU